Triticum turgidum subsp. durum (durum wheat) is the source of this 540-nucleotide messenger RNA. The record is from the annotation of a GenBank genome assembly. NCBI's taxonomy places the organism in Eukaryota, Viridiplantae, Streptophyta, Magnoliopsida, Poales, Poaceae.
AUGGCUUCCACCCCCAUCCUACUCCUUCUCCUUGCGACGGCGGCCAUGGCAGGCCUACGCCACGCCGGCGCGACGGAGUACACCGUCGGCGACUCCGACGGGUGGACCAUCGGCCCCAACUACCUGGCCUGGUCGCAGAAGUACAACUUCACCACCGGCGACACGCUCGCGUUCAACUACGUGCCGCGGCAGCACGACGUGUACCGGGUGACGCGCGACGCGUUCCAGACGUGCGAGCCGACGGCGGGGCAGACGGUGCGCAAGUGGGCGUCGGGCCGCGACGUCGUCGACCUCGCCGCGACGGGGGACUACUACUUCAUCUGCAACAUCACCGGCCACUGCCCCGGCGGCAUGAAGUUCUCCGUCGCCGUGGGCGCGCCACCUCCUCCUCCGCCUUCACCGCCUCCCCCGUCGGCCUUCCCGACUACAGUGCCGCCGCCUCCAAGCUCCGGCGCGUGCGGACGGCGCCUGGCGUUGCCAGACUUGGCGAGGAUUGCCGGCCUCGCUGCGAUCGGGCUGUGGAUCAGCUUGCUGUCAUGA